CUCGCGAGGCCAGAGGCUGAGGUGGCAGUGACUCUGCCGACAUGGAGCUGUUGCAGAUGCCGGAACUGAUGGGGCUGUCGCUGUUGCUCGGGCUGCUGGCCCUGAUGGCGACGGCGGCGGUAGCGCGGGGGUGGCUGCGCGCGGAGCAGGAGACGUGCGGCCGGUCCGCAGGCCAAAGAGCAAAUGGAUUUCCACCUGACAAGUCCUUGAGAUCCAAGAAGCAGAAACAACAUCAGCGGAUUCACAAGGAAAAGCCUCAGCAACACAACUUCACCCACCGCCUCCUGGCUGCAACAUUGAAGAGCCACAGUGGGAACAUAUCUUGCAUGGACUUUAGCAGCAAUGGCAAGUACCUGGCCACCUGUGCCGAUGACCGUACCGUCCGCAUCUGGAGCACCAAGGACUUCCUGCAGCGGGAGCACCGCAGCAUGAGAGCAAAUGUGGAGCUGGACCAUGCCGUCCUGGUGCGCUUCAGCCCUGACUGCAGAGCAUUCAUCGUCUGGCUGGCUAACGGAGAUACCCUCCGUGUCUUCAAGAUGACCAAGCGAGAGGAUGGGGGCUAUACUUUCACGGCCACCCCAGAGGACUUUCCUAAAAAGCACAAGGCAGCCAUCGUCAGCAUUGGCAUUGCUGACACAGGGAAGUUCAUCAUGACUGCUUCCAGUGACACAACUGUCCUCAUCUGGAAUCUGAAAGGUCAGGUGCUCUCUACCAUCAACACCAACCAGAUGCACAAUACAUGUGCUGCUAUAUCCCCUUGUAGCAGGUUUGUGGCCUCAUGUGGCUUCACCCCGGAUGUAAAAGUUUGGGAAGUCUGCUUUGGGAAAAAAGGGGACUUCCAGGAGGUUGUGCGAGCCUUUGAACUGAAGGGCCACUCUGCAGCCGUCCACUUCUUCGCUUUCUCCAGUGACUGCCGGAGGAUGGCCUCUGUCUCCAAGGAUGGUACGUGGAAACUGUGGGACACAGAUGUGGAAUACAAGAAGCAGGACCCCUACUUGCUGAGGACAGGCCGUUUUGAAGAAGCAAGCACCGUGCCGUGCCGCCUGGCACUCUCCCCUGACGCCCAGGUUUUGGCUUUGGCCAGUGGCAGCAGUAUUCAUCUCUAUAAUACCCGGCGGGGUGAGAAGGAGGAGUGCUUCGAGCAGGUCCAUGGGGAGUGUAUCAGUGACUUGUCCUUUGACGUCACUGGCCGGCUUCUGGCCUCCUGUGGGGACCGGGCAGUGCGGCUCUUCCACAACACCCCUGGCUACCGGGCAGUGGUGGAGGAAAUGCAGGGCCUCCUCAAGCGGUCCUCCAGUGAGAGCACCCGCCAGAGGCUACAGCAGCAGCUGACGCAGGCCCAGGAGGCCCUGAAGAGCCUGGGUGCCUUGAGGAAAUGACUCUGGGAGGGCACAGCAGGAAAGGUCUGGCCUUCUGCCUUUGCUUCCGUGGCUUUUCCCAGGUACUCCCCAGCUGGAGGCCUUUUGAAAGGGGUGUGCUGAUUUUCUUAAUGGUGACUCCUCUCUCCUUUUUCCCAUUGAAACUAUUCUUGCCUACUUAGAUCUCUCUCUCUUCUUGCUGGUGUGACUCCUGGCCUUACUUGACCUCCCAGGCCAACGACCAAGGUGCUUCUCUUUUUCCUGGGCCCAAGGGGUGGAAUCUGUCUUCACCAGGCACUGAGGAGAGUGGUAAUUAGAAGAGAAAGAAAGAACAUGGUCUUUGACCUUGUGGCAACACACCCUGCUAUCCAAAGAAGCGUGUAAUUGUGGGACUUCCCUGACGGUCCAGUGGUUAAGACUCUGCGCUCCCAAUGCAGGGGGCUUGGGUUUGAUCCCUGGUCGGGGAACUAAGG
This is a messenger RNA of Kogia breviceps (pygmy sperm whale), 1831 nucleotides long. It is a transcript of the gene TBL2, whose product is annotated as transducin beta like 2. Gene Ontology annotation, molecular function: protein binding. Gene Ontology annotation, cellular component: endoplasmic reticulum. Gene Ontology annotation, biological process: endoplasmic reticulum unfolded protein response. The record is from RefSeq and is a predicted model, not a curated record. Lineage: Eukaryota; Metazoa; Chordata; Mammalia; Artiodactyla; Physeteridae.